This is a messenger RNA of Aquila chrysaetos chrysaetos, 1032 nucleotides long. Its product is annotated as thyroid hormone-inducible hepatic protein-like. The transcript is spliced from 2 exons. The record is from RefSeq and is a predicted model, not a curated record. Bases 241 to 639 code for a protein of 132 amino acids. Gene Ontology annotation, cellular component: cytosol. Lineage: Eukaryota; Metazoa; Chordata; Aves; Accipitriformes; Accipitridae. Gene Ontology annotation, biological process: regulation of lipid biosynthetic process.
GCGGGAGGCUGGACCGGGACGGAUUGCGGAGAGCCGGGGCCACGGCGUGGCCGAGCCCCAGCUGGGCUGGAGCCGAGCCCGGCCCCACGGCCGUCCAGCCCGGCUCCGGGCUGGCGGGAGAGGACAGCGGAGGAGGGACGUGCCCCGGUCCCACAUAAAAAGCCCUCGGCGGGGCCGGGGAGCAGGCGGCACCCCGAGAAGGGAGCAGAGCGGCGCUGCCGGAGCCGUGGGAGCGGGGCCAUGGAGCAGUACUUCUCGGCCACCCGGAAGAUGGAGCGGGAGGUGAUGUUCCCCAGCCUGCUCCGAGGGGUCUUCCCGCAGCAGGAGGGGGCGGCCCCGGCCACGGGCGGCCGUGCGGACCUCUACGAGCGCUACCAGCUCCUCAAGGCCAUCAAGCCCGUGGUGGAGAAAGGGCUGGCCUCCGUCGCCGACCAGAGCCCCAGCGGUGCCGACGCCGACGCCGACGCCGACGCGUCCUCGGACGCCGUGGACGCCCAGCUGGAGGAGCGCCUGUCCCACCACCUGGCCGGCUUGCAGCAGGUCCUCACCCACCUCACCAGGGACGCCAACGCCCUGACCCGGAGGUACAGCCAGAUCCUGGAGCAGAUCAGCCCCGGCGAGGGGCAGCCCAGCUGGUGACCCUGCCCCAGACGGCGGGACGAGCGCUGGCGGCACGGAGGAGAGGACGUCCCCGUCGCCGGCCGUCGCGGGCUCUUCGCCAGCCCCGCUCGCCCUCCCCGCGCCGCGGCAGCUGAUCUCCCAGCGCCGGCACCGCGCGACGGCGACGGCUGCGACCGCCCCAGAACCAGCCGGCGCCGUAUCCUCGUCGGAAGAAAGAAGCGUCUGGUCGUGCCGGGAGGUCCGCUGGAAGAGUCGCAGGCUCGCGCCCUCCUCUUUAUUUCCGAAGAGCGGCGCGAAGGCGGCGGCCCCGACCUCCGGCGGUCCCCUGCGGCCGCCGAGCCCUUUUCCAGCUGGUACCUGGACUCCGAGGGCUGUUCCCCCACUCUUUGCUAAUAAAACGAGCGCUGUGAA